GCAUGGCAUACAGCAAAGUAUGUGAUGUGCAGGGGGGAGCACUUGAUAGUGAGGCUCUACACUGCCCUGAGGCUUUGGACCCUGCCUGGAAUCUGGACAAGGAUGGGAUGCAGGAUCCAGGGCCAAGCAUGGACCACAUGCAGAUGCAGCAUGUGGAAUGCCCACGAUCAGUUUCAGACCGUGGCCCUGAUCCUGAGGUGAUGGAGUCCGUCCAGCCAUCAGUUUCCCCACAUGGACGCUUUGAAAGACUUCAGGAAGAUCCCAACUACAAUUCCCGCUUCACCAGGGCUCCGUACCACAAAGAACCAAGACAGCUGCAGUGCUUCACUUUCAGAUACCUGCUGGCAGGAUUGGUGCUUUUAGUUCUGGGCUUCCUUGUUGGCUGGUUCACCCACACAUCUUCCGUCAAACCUCGUCUUCCUGCCCCUGAAAGCUCCGGCCUGCUCAAAGAGCUGCUGGAAGGCAUCAAAGCUGACAAGAUAAAUUCACUUCAGAGGUCAUUCUCCAGUCUUUCAGAUGAGGGUGAAGAAGCCAGAGCCAGGUACCUCUACAGACAGUGGGUGGAAUUCGGUUUGACCAACAUUGAAGUGUCUGAACAUACAGUUCUGGUCAGCAAACCUGGUUCUACACCCAACACCAUCACUGACAGGUCGAGCCAUCAGUGCUUCCUGCCCACCGGGAUCUCAUGUGACCAGCGGGAACCAAAAGAUGGACUGCAGCAGCAGUUCUCUUAUGCAGCUUACUCUGCAACAGGAAGUGUCCAGGGGGAGCUAGUGGAUGUCCAAUACGGCAGUGUGGAUGAUCUGAGGAGAGCCAAAGACACCCUGAACCUGACUAACCAGAUAGCUGUGGUCAAGCUUGGAAAAGCUCCAUUAUUGUACAAGCUGGCCCUGCUGUCUCAGUGGGGAUUUGCGGGAGCUCUUUUGUACGUGGACCCUUGUGACGCUCCCUUCAGCCGCAGUAUCCUUCAUCAGAUCUUCAGAGUCACCCUGAAUCCUGGAGGAAGCCCUGCUAUUGGUGAGUGA
Messenger RNA from Oryzias latipes (Japanese medaka), 1025 nucleotides. It is a transcript of the gene naaladl2, whose product is annotated as N-acetylated alpha-linked acidic dipeptidase like 2. The record is from RefSeq and is a predicted model, not a curated record. NCBI's taxonomy places the organism in Eukaryota, Metazoa, Chordata, Actinopteri, Beloniformes, Adrianichthyidae.